Molecule: messenger RNA, 3458 nt
Organism: Trifolium pratense (red clover)
Lineage: Eukaryota; Viridiplantae; Streptophyta; Magnoliopsida; Fabales; Fabaceae
Product: putative transferase At4g12130, mitochondrial
Exons: 8
Coding region: 1828-3045 (405 amino acids)
Cellular component (GO): mitochondrial matrix
Molecular function (GO): protein binding
Source: RefSeq, a predicted model, not a curated record
CGCAUUCUUCAUUCUUCAUAUCGUACGUUCCCAAUUUCUUCCUCCCUUGCGAGAACACACAGCGCCGUUCCCAAUUUCUUCAUCGUCCCAAUUUCUUCAUUCUCAUUCUUCAUCGUCCCAAUUUCUUCCCUUGCGAGAACACAUAGCGCCAUCGUCCCUAAUUUCUUCCCAAUUUUCAUUCCCAAAUCGUCAAAUCCCUAAAAAUCCCAAUUUCUUCAAUCAUUCUCCAAACCCUAGACGGCGACCCCUUUAUCAUUCUCCAAAUUUGCUUCAAUCUGCGGUGACAAGCUUCAAUCUGCGGUUACCAGUGGAGUUGGGUUGCUUCUGCUCGAUUUGUUUGGAUAGAAAGAGUUGGGUUGGUGUUUAUUAGUUCCUCAAGGUGUGUUUUUUCACACUUUUUGUCUUUUAUUUUCACUGAAAUACGAGAGACCUGUGGUUUACAACCAACAUAGUAUGUUUUGGGUAUUCUUGUUCUUUCUGUUGGGGGUUUUGUAUGAUAUUGUUGCUUGCUGGUCAAAUUUUAAUUUUUGAAAUUCAAGAGUUUUCUUCAGGUUUAAUGGUUCUUUGUUACUUUCUCAGAGUAUAUAUUUGAAAUCUUCUGUCUAAUUCCAAUGUGAAUAAUGCAUUGCUUAAGUAGAAGAGUUACAAUAAUGUCUCUCCCUUAGAUCAAGGGAUAAUUGAGUGAAAAGUAAAGAAAUUGGUCGUAAUAAACGGAUUGACAGAUUUAAUGAGAGAGAAGAAAAUGUCAAGAUGGAUGUAUUUAACACGUUCAUUGAGCUCUUGCGUCAAACUGGAAAUGUCACAAAAGGGAAGACUGAUGCAAAUGAAACGAGGCAUUCAUUAAAUAUAAGUUACUGAUUUCACCUAGUGGGAUAAGGUUGAUGGUGGCAUUGGUUAUGUUUUUAUUAUUCAUAGUCCACUUCUUUUUCUAUGGAAUAUAAUUUGUAAUUUCUAAAGCACUUUUUUUGUACUCAAUAGUUCAAGCUUUUGGUUCAAUUGUUUCUCUGACGUGUCAUAUCCUAGUUAACUGUGUUGCCACAAACAACUACCAAUCUUUUUUGAGUUAAGCCUUAUGUGUUGAUUUAGUCGUUUAAUAACUGUUAAUAUAUACAGCAGGCAGUUGUAAGUAGUCUUUCUCUGCAUUUUUAGUUAAGUUGUCUUCAUGCGAGAGUUUGUCUUACGAAAUCCAGCCCUCGGUUUCCACAGCAAAAGCCCUUACAGUUGUUCUUUGACACACUUUAUUGAUUUAUAUUUGUUUGUUAAAUUCUUCUGUGGAAGGAAUGUUUGCCAAUCCAAUGUAUGUGGAAUAUAUAUGGCUGCAUUUCAUAAUUGUAUUUGUUUCUAUUUUUAGGCUCUUUCUGCUCCUGUGCUAUCAGCUGUUGGUGACCGAUAUUACAAGGUCACAGCAGAGGCCUUGAGGGUGUGUGGAGAACUUGUUAGUGUUGUGCGGCCUAACAUUCAGGGGUCUGGUUUUGAUUUCAGACCAUAUGUCCAUCCCAUAUAUAAUGGCAUUAUGUCAGACCAUAUUGUUGCUGCAUUUCUUUUGCCCUGCAAACCAAAAUUCUGAUCAGAUGUUGAAGGGCAUUAAUUGAUUUACAGAAUUUCUGUUGAAGUUUCUGUUGUCUCUCUUUCAUUUCUAGAUUUUGAUGUUUUCUUCAUUUUGAAUUCCAAAGAGAUUUCUAAAUUCUAAUUAUUGCUAGAGUCUAUUACUUAUUCACCGAUCUAAUUAUUGCUAGAGUCUAUUACUUAUUCACCGAUCUAAUUAUUGCUAGAGUCUAUUACUUAUUCAUCUUCUAUCUUCUCAUCCCUCUCAAAAUCCCAAAAACUAUGAAUCGUGUAUUAUCAUCAUCAUUUUACAAACACUGUAACAGAGCAAUUCACCAAACCAUACCAAAGCACCGAAACGAAACCCAACUCCAAACCGCCGGUCCGGUAGCUUCUCUCAUAAAAUCCCGCUCCGUCAUACGAUUCCGAGGACCCGACACCGUCAAAUUCCUUCAGGGACUAUUAACCAACGAUAUACGCAAAUUUGGUGAACCUAUUGGCGAUAAAACUGCCAAUUUUCCUACACCCAAUGUUCCCACUACUUCUGUUACUCCUAUCUAUGCUGCCUUGUUAACACCUCAAGGUAGAUUCCUCUACGACCUCUUUCUCUAUAAACCGCCAAACUCUGAUACUAAACUUGAUACUACCGGUACUGGACCUGCUUCUGAUCCGAAUCAACCCUUUGAAUUGUUUGCUGAUGUUGAUGCUUCUGUUUUGGAUGAAUUGUUGGCAACGUUUACCAAGUACCGGUUGAGGUCGAAGGUUGAAAUUGAUAAUGUUGCUAGCGAAUUCUCAUGUUGGCAGCGUUAUGGUUCUGGCCCUUCUGACAAUUCCUCGGAUGUAGAAGAACCAGAAGCAGCGUCUGUUGGGUGGGGAGCUGGUGAGGAUGGUGCUGCAAUGUCGUCCUCUAGUGAGGGUAAUCUUGGAUGGCAAUGGUUUAAGGAUCCCAGAUUGGCCUGUCUUGGUUUCAGAGGGAUCUUUCCAUCAAAUAUCAUUCCACCUCUAAUUGAGGCUGACAAAGAGACUGAUGAACAGAAUUACCUUAUGUGGAGAAUAGAGAAGGGAGUAGCAGAAGGAUCAAUUGAGAUUCCAAAAGGUGAAGCAAUGCCACUUGAGUAUAAUCUAGUUGGCCUUAAUGCAAUCAGCUUUGACAAAGGUUGCUAUGUCGGGCAGGAACUCAUAGCACGUACACACCACAGAGGGGUGAUUCGGAAGCGAUUAGUUCCUCUAAGGUUUCAAGAUAAUGAUGGGAAAGAAGUCAUAGACAAAGUCAUUCCUGGCUCCGAAGUAGUAAACAGAGAAUCUGGGAAAAAAGCUGGUUUAGUGACUACUGCUCUGGGAUGUCGUGGGUUGGGGCUCUUGCGGCUGGAGGAAGCUUUAAAAGGUUCCACUGCUUUGUCCAUUCAAGGACAAGAGGAUGUGAAGGUUGUCGCUAGUAAACCAGAUUGGUGGCCUUCUGAUUGGCUUCAAGAUCUUCAACAGCACACUGCUUUUGCAUAGGAUGCUCAAUCUCAUUCAAAAGACAAGUAUCUUUUAACAAGUAAGUGGAUAAGGAAACUGUGACGGCGACUGUAGUGGAUUUUCUUGCUGAGUGAGUUAUGGAAACGACAGUUAAGUCAUAUUUCCUUCUUAGAAACCUUAAUGUAGAACAAUUUUGUUUUCGUUAGAAAAGAAUCAUUAUGUAUUUUAUUAUAAAUUUGUACAAAGCCCUGCCGUCAAAUUCAUUUUGCUUGAUGAGUAGUAUAAGCUGGAAAAAUAUAACCAGUGUAAACUUAAUGGCACAGAGAGACCAUUUGUACCAGAUGAAUAAUGAAAGGCUAGAAAGUUUGGAUAUCUAUGUUCCUAAUAUCAAUGUAGUAGACAGACUUGUUACUUUAUCAAAAAAAUAAAAAGCAGUAGAUUUUUUAUUUUAA